Juglans microcarpa x Juglans regia is the source of this 1771-nucleotide messenger RNA. RefSeq names its product probable galacturonosyltransferase-like 1. Gene Ontology annotation, molecular function: glycosyltransferase activity. Bases 166 to 1290 code for a protein of 374 amino acids. Lineage: Eukaryota; Viridiplantae; Streptophyta; Magnoliopsida; Fagales; Juglandaceae. The transcript has a single exon. The record is from RefSeq and is a predicted model, not a curated record. Gene Ontology annotation, cellular component: Golgi apparatus.
AGCUCAGCCUCUCCCCUUUUUUUAUUUUUAAACAAAACCGCGUUUCAAACUUUACAACCUCACACCCCAAUAAUAUAAAAAGCUUUGCUUUUUUCAGAUCUUUUCAUCUAUAGUUCUUCCCUCUCCCAACUCUGAUCUGUCUCUCAGAUUUCUCUAGCUUCCACCAUGCCUAAACCACCUUUCCUUCUCUUCCUGAUCUUCGUUUCUUGCUUAUUUUCCUCCUUCAUAGCCAGCACUAGUACUGCCACCAUUAAUGCCACCACCACUCUCUCCCAGCAAUUCAAAGAGGCCCCAGAAUUCUACAACUCCCCGGAUUGCUCUUCCAUAACCAACUACCUCGAAGAAGAUGAUGCAGAAGAAGAAGAAGAUGAUGAGAGCAGCCGCCUUAACAUCAACCACAAGAACAAUGUCUGCUCUGAUAGAGCUGUACAUGUAGCAAUGACUCUGGACACCCAAUACAUCCGGGGCUCCGUGGCUGCUAUCCUCUCCGUCCUCCAACACUCCUCCUGCCCAGAAAACAUCUUCUUCCACUUCGUCGCCUCAGCCUCUGCAAACGCCUCCCUCCUGCGUGCCACCCUCGCCCACUCCUUCCCUUACCUCAAAUUUCAAGUCUACCACUUCGAUGACUCUCAUGUCUCCGGCCUCAUCUCUACCUCCAUCCGCUCCGCCUUGGACUGUCCUCUCAACUACGCUCGCAGCUACUUGGCUAAUCUCUUGCCUUUGUGCGUUCGUAAAGUGGUUUACCUCGACUCCGACCUGAUCCUCGUUGACGACAUUGCCAAGCUCGCCGCCACCCCACUGGGUGAGAGCUCCGUCCUCGCCGCUCCAGAGUACUGCAAUGCCAAUUUCACAUCGUAUUUCACCCCGACGUUUUGGUCCAAUCCAUCUUUGUCGCUGACUUUCGCCAACCGUAAAGCUUGUUACUUCAAUACCGGCGUGAUGGUAAUCGAUCUUGACCGGUGGAGAGCUGGAGAGUUCACGAGAAGGAUCGAGGAGUGGAUGGAGCUCCAGAAGAGGAUGAGGUUAUACGAACUGGGAUCUCUGCCGCCAUUUCUGCUCGUGUUUGCCGGUAACAUAGCUCCUGUGAAUCACAGGUGGAACCAGCACGGACUCGGCGGCGACAACUUUCGGGGACUUUGCCGGGAUCUACACCCGGGUCCGGUGAGUCUCUUGCAUUGGAGCGGGAAAGGAAAGCCCUGGGCUCGACUAGACGCGAACCGGCCUUGCCCACUGGACGCUCUUUGGGCGCCAUACGAUCUGUUGCAGACUCCAUUUUCUUUGGAUUCUUAACAAGUGCAGAAAUUACACUUCUUUAGGAUCAAAAACUUGGAGUAUGCUCUCUCUGGCGCCUGUUUAGUCGGAGGGCCAAAGGAAGAAGAAAGAAUCGAAACCGUUCGUACGUCUUUUUGCAAGGCAAGGAGUUUUUUUGUUCUUGUAGAUCAUAUACAUGAUUCAAAGUUCAAACCCAGCAGGCCUGGAGCUCAGAACAUAUACCAAAAUAAAACAUAAAUAAAUAUCAACACAUGAUCUCUCCCCAACUUUCAUUAAUGUUCUACUUUUGUGCAAUAAUAAGGCCAGAGAAGAUUCGAAUUCCCCGAAAUGGGAUUCAUUAAUCUAUUUGCAAUCAAGGAUAUAUGAUAGUUGUAUCAAACUCUAUGAUCUGUACAGCAAAAGAGCUAUUUUUGCUUGGUUUAGUUCUUGAAGAGAGAGAACAAAUAUGUAAAUAAUUUCAUAUCUUUUUCUGAAACCUUCUCAGCAAAUCUUCGAUCUA